Molecule: messenger RNA, 2232 nt
Organism: Entrophospora sp. SA101
Lineage: Eukaryota; Fungi; Glomeromycota; Glomeromycetes; Entrophosporales; Entrophosporaceae
Source: the annotation of a GenBank genome assembly
AUGAUAAAAGACGAAACAGAAAAUAUUGAUUUGAAUGGUAAUUUUAUCAUGACUCCUUUGAUUUCCUUGCUAGCUGAAAAUGCCUUAGGAUUAACUAUCACUGAAGGAAGUGAGAUGGAUCAAGGUUCUGUUAUUGACAAGCUUAUCAAAGAUCCAUUAACAACUUUAAGUGAAAAAGAUGACAAUAUAGAGAUUUCUAUGGCUCGAAAUCUAACAGAUAACUCAACAGCAACAACAAAGAAAUCUUGUCCAGACUUUUCUGUUUGGUUGGAGAGAAAGAUUUUGAUUUUUAAGGGAGAAGAGAAAAGAUAUGUUGAAGAUUUUGAUGAAACUGUUAAUGAACUUGAAUCAAAAAUGAAAAUCUGGAAUGUGCUGUUUUAUGGUAAACACUCUGCAAUUGAGUUGGCAUCAGAAAGAACUAAUUAUGUUCAAAUACAUUGUAAUGUCAUUAAUAUCAACAAAAUGAUAAAAGACGAAACAGAAAAUAUUGAUUUGAAUGGUAAUUUUAUCAUGACUCCUUUGAUUUCCUUGCUAGCUGAAAAUGCCUUAGGAUUAACUAUCACUGAAGGAAGUGAGAUGGAUCAAGGUUCUGUUAUUGACAAGCUUAUCAAAGAUCCAUUAACAACUUUAAGUGAAAAAGAUGACAAUAUAGAGAUUUCUAUGGCUCGAAAUCUAACAGAUAACUCAACAGCAACAACAAAGAAAUCUUGUCCAGACUUUUCUGUUUGGUUGGAGAGAAAGAUUUUGAUUUUUAAGGGAGAAGAGAAAAGAUAUGUUGAAGAUUUUGAUGAAACUGUUAAUGAACUUGAAUCAAAAAUGAAAAUCUGGAAUGUGCUGUUUUAUGGUGAUGUUCCAUACAUACUUGCAUAUGCUGCUGCAGGUUAUCGGCUUGGAUUUUUUGCCAUCAACAACAAAAAAGAAUUAAUCAAAAUUUCUAAACGGUUUAGGCUUACUGAUCCUAAGGACAGAUUGCAAAUUCUUAAAUACGAAACAGAAAAUAUUGAUUUGAAUGGUAAUUUUAUCAUGACUCCUUUGAUUUCCUUGCUAGCUGAAAAUGCCUUAGGAUUAACUAUCACUGAAGGAAGUGAGAUGGAUCAAGGUUCUGUUAUUGACAAGCUUAUCAAAGAUCCAUUAACAACUUUAAGUGAAAAAGAUGACAAUAUAGAGAUUUCUAUGGCUCGAAAUCUAACAGAUAACUCAACAGCAACAACAAAGAAAUCUUGUCCAGACUUUUCUGUUUGGUUGGAGAGAAAGAUUUUGAUUUUUAAGGGAGAAGAGAAAAGAUAUGUUGAAGAUUUUGAUGAAACUGUUAAUGAACUUGAAUCAAAAAUGAAAAUCUGGAAUGUGCUGUUUUAUGGUGAUGUUCCAUACAUACUUGCAUAUGCUGCUGCAGGUUAUCGGCUUGGAUUUUUUGCCAUCAACAACAAAAAAGAAUUAAUCAAAAUUUCUAAACGGUUUAGGCUUACUGAUCCUAAGGACAGAUUGCAAAUUCUUAAAUGUGUAAUUAAUAUUUAUCGCAUUAUAGCAACUUUAAAAAAGUUUGUUCCAAAGUAUUUCAUUCGCCUGUAUGAAAACAUUUAUCAACCUCAUGAAACAGUUGUACAAAUACAUGAUAGUUUUAUUGUCAAAACAAUUAACAAUUAUUCAACUUUCAUUAAUGGGGAUUUUGAUAUCAUGAAAGCAUUAUAUAAAGAUACAGCUGAUAUUGCAAACCUUAUACAUUCAUGUGACAAGUGUGGGAAACCAGAUCUUCCCACUUUAUUUAGAAAGAAGUACAAGGUGACAUUGGCACCAUUGGGUUAUCGAUUCAAUCCUACAGAAGAAUCAGAACUUAAAACUGCUAUUCAAACUGUUCUUGAAGUUAUUAGAGAUAUGCAUUCUAUUGGAUAUGUACAUCGUGACUUACGAUGGCCAAAUGUUCUUCAACAGGUAGAUGGAAAAUGGUUAGUUAUUGAUUUGGAACAUGGAGGAAGGUUAGAUGUAGCUCCAGGAUUUGGUCCUUUGAGUAAUUGGCCACCUCAAGCAACAGAAAAUAAUGAAUAUAGACAAGAAUAUGAUGUAUACCAAGUGGGAAAGAUGAUGGCAGAUUGUAUAUUUAUGAAAUCAGAUUUGUGUAAAGAUUUGCAGAAAAGGCUUCUUGAAGCACCACAAAUAUCUUUAACAGCUGUUGAAGCUCUCAAAGAUAAAUGUCAAAUUCUAUCAACAGGAUUGAACAUCUACAAAGGCAUAUGA